This is a messenger RNA of Ilex paraguariensis (yerba mate), 579 nucleotides long. Lineage: Eukaryota; Viridiplantae; Streptophyta; Magnoliopsida; Aquifoliales; Aquifoliaceae. The record is from the annotation of a GenBank genome assembly.
AUGGACAUAGGUAGUUGCUGGAAGAACAACGGGCAGCCAUGUGACGGGGAUGUGACCACAGACGUUACUCGAUACAGCGAGAUGAUCAUAAAUCCCAGUAUAGAGGCAUGGUGUAAGCCCGACAAGCUCGACUCGUGCCCACCAUAUCACACUCUUCCCAAUGGAACUCUUAUCCACCGGUCAGACAGGCAAAACUUCCCUUACGACGCUUAUCACAUAUAUUGCUCUCCAGGGAAUGCCGAGCACCUUGAGGAGCCAUAUAACCUGUGUGAUGCUUAUAGCAAUCCUCAACCUCAAGAAAUACUACAGAUUGUACCUCACCCUGUAUGGGGAGAUUAUGGAUAUCCCACAAGGAAGGGUGAGGGUUGGAUUGGAGAUUCAAGAACUUGGGAGCUUGAUGUUGGAAGACUUUCACAGGCAUUGUACUUCUACCAGGAUCCAGGCACUAAACCUGUGGAAAGACGAUGGCCAUCGAUCGACCUGGGGACCGAGAUAUAUGUCAGUGGAAAUGAAAUAGCUGAGUGGACUGUGAGUGAUUUCGACAUUAUAGUUCCGAAAGAAGAUAAACAAUUAUCCUAG